Molecule: messenger RNA, 7186 nt
Organism: Manis javanica (Malayan pangolin)
Lineage: Eukaryota; Metazoa; Chordata; Mammalia; Pholidota; Manidae
Source: RefSeq, a predicted model, not a curated record
GGCUCGGGGCAGGGCUGCCGGGCGGCUUCAGGCACAACCCCCCUCCUCCGGCCAGGCCGGCGGGGGGCGGCCUGCCGGACGCGGGGACUGAGGCUUGGGAGGAACGGGGGCGAGGGGGGAGAACCCGGCGCUGGAAUGCAGUCUUCCCGGGCGAGCGCAACUUUGCACCGCAGUGGAGCAUAGUUUGGGGUGGGGUUUCGCAGCGUCCCCUCCUCCCAGCCCCCGGGCCCCCUUCCAGGCGCUUUCUGGGAGCUUUCCGAACUGCGCUCAGAAGUUUAAAGAGCAGAGAGGCGCUUGUGCUUGUAGGCAGGGACAAUGGAAGAAAAUGAAAGCCAGAAAUGUGAGCCGUGCCUUCCUUACUCAGCAGACAGCAGACAGAUGCAGGAACAAGGGAAAAGCAAUCUGCAUGUAACGUCAUCAGAAGAUGCAGAAUGUCGCAGAACCAAGGAGCGCCUUUCUAAUGGGAGCAGUCGUGGUUCCAUGUCCAAGUCUUCCCGCAGCAUCCCAAGGAGACACACCCUAGGUGGGCCCCGAAGUUCCAAAGAAAUACUGGGAAUGCAAACAUCUGAGAUGGACAGGAAGAGAGAAGCUUUCCUAGAACAUCUGAAGCAGAAGUACCCACAUCAUGCCACAGCCAUCAUGGGCCACCAAGAGAGGCUGAGAGACCAGACAAGAAGCCCCAAACUGUCUCACAGUCCUCAACCUCCCAAUUUUGGUGACCCAGUCGAGCAUUUGUCGGAGACGUCUGGUGAUUCUUUGGAAGCCAUGUCUGAAGGAGAAGCUCUAAGUCCUUUUUCCAGAGGCAGCCGGACACGAGCGAGCCUUCCGGUGGUGAGGUCAACCAACCAAACAAAAGAAAGAUCUCUGGGGGUUCUCUAUCUUCAGUAUGGAGAUGAAACCAAACAGCUCAGGAUGCCGAACGAAAUCACAAGCGCAGACACAAUCCGUGCUCUUUUCGUAAGUGCCUUUCCACAGCAGCUCAGCAUGAAAAUGCUGGAGUCGCCCAGUGUCGCCAUUUACAUCAAAGACGAAAGCCGAAAUGUCUAUUAUGAAUUAAACGAUGUAAGGAACAUUCAGGACAGAUCACUCCUCAAAGUAUACAACAAGGAUCCUGCACACGCAUUCAAUCACACACCGAAAACUGUGAACGGAGACAUAAGGAUGCAGAGAGAAAUUGUUUAUUCAAGAGGAGACGGCCCUGGUGCCUCUCGACCUGGAUCCACAGCCCAUCCACCUCAUGCCAUCCCAAAUUCUCCACCAUCCACUCCUGUGCCCCAUUCCAUGCCUCCUUCCCCAUCCAGAAUCCCUUAUGGGGGCACCCGCCCCAUGGUUGUUCCUGGCAAUGCCACCAUCCCCAGGGACAGACUCUCGAGCCUGCCAGUGUCAAGAUCCAUCUCACCCAGCCCCAGCGCUAUUUUGGAAAGGAGAGAUGUCAAGCCGGAUGAAGACAUGAGUGGCAAGAACAUUGCAAUGUACCGCAAUGAAGGCUUCUAUGGGGACCCAUACCUUUAUCAUGAGGGACGGAUGAGCAUAGCCUCAUCCCAUGGCGGGCACCCACUGGAUGUCCCUGAUCACAUCAUUGCUUAUCACCGCACAGCAAUUCGGUCUGCGAGCACUUACUGCAACCCUUCUUUGCAAGCUGAAAUGCAUAUGGAGCAGUCACUGUAUAGACAGAAAUCAAGGAAAUAUCCAGAGAGCCACUUGCCUACUCUGGGCUCCAAAACACCCCCCGCUUCUCCCCACAGAGUCAGUGACCUACGGAUGGUAGACAUGCACGCCCACCAUAAUGCCCACGGGCCUCCUCACACCAUGCAGCCAGACCGGGCCUCACCCAGCCGCCAGGCCUUCAAAAAGGAGCCAGGCACCUUGGUGUUUAUUGAAAAGCCUCGGACCACUCCAGGAUUAUCCAGCAUUGUGGACCUCGGCCCUCCUCUUGUUGAGAAGCAAGUGUUUGCAUACAGCACUGCUACCAUACCCAAAGACAGAGAGACCAGAGAGAGGAUGCAAGCCAUGGAGAAACAGAUUGCCAGUUUAACUGGCCUUGUUCAGUCGGCGCUUUUUAAAGGGCCCAUUACAAGUAAUAGCAAAGAUGCAUCUAGCGAGAAAAUGAUGAAAGCCACAGCUAGUAAGAACCACACCGAUAGUGCAGGUAACAGUUGGGUCUGCACUGAGCUGGCAACAGGUGAAGGUCUUAUAUCUCACAAAUGUUCUCUUCAAAAGCUGCAGAACCAGGAGCUGCUGAGGGCAAUGAUGAAGAAGGCUGAGCUGGAAAUCAGUGGCAAAGUGAUUGAGACAAUGAAGAGACUGGAAGAUCCUGUACAGCGACAGCGUGUCCUGGUGGAACAGGAGAGACAGAAAUACUUGCAUGAAGAGGAGAGGAUUGUCAGGAAGUUAUGUGAGCUGGAGGACUUCGUUGAAGACCUGAAGAAGGACUCCAUAUCGCCUAGCCGAGUGGUUACUCUAAAAGACGUGGAAGAUGGGGCCUUCCUCCUACGGCAAGUGGGUGAAGCUGUAGCUACCCUGAAAGGGGAGUUUCCAACCUUACAAAACAAGAUGCGCGCCAUCCUGCGCAUAGAGGUGGAGGCCGUGCGGUUUCUAAAGGAGGAGCCGCACCGGCUGGACAGUCUCCUGCAGAGGGUUCGGAGCAUGACUGACACGUUGACCGUGCUGCGGAGACAUGUCACCGAUGGGCUCUUGAAAGGUACAGAUGCAGCCCAGGCUGCACAGUAUGUCGCCAUGGAAAAGGCCACCACUGCAGAAGCCCUGAAGAGCCAGGAGGAGGCACCCCACAGUGCCGGCCGGCCCCUCCCCGGCACGGGAGUCCCUGGGGACAUGAAGUCGGAAGUGGUGCCCUUGACCGUUCACCAAGCACAGAGCUCCCCCGUGGUCAUGCAGCCAUCCCAGCUGUCUUCCAGCCUGCUGAGCCCUGCCCCGCACUUGUCGGGGGGGACUGGUGCUCACCCCGCCAGCCCUGCAGCCGUCGCACAGGAGGGGACCUCAGCUAUGCAGCCCACACAGGCUCCGCAGUCUCCUCAAAUGCCAAUGAACGGCUCGGCCAUGCAGAGCUUGUUCAUUGAGGAAAUCCACAGUGUGAGCGCCAAGAACAGGGCAGUGUCUAUUGAGAGAGCAGAAAGGAAAUGGGAAGAGAAAAGGCAAAAUUUGGACCACUAUAACGGGAAAGAGUUUGAGAAGCUACUAGAAGAAGCUCAGGCCAAUAUCAUGAAGUCAAUUCCAAACCUGGAGAUGCCACCAGCCUCAGGCCCACAGCCAAAGGGUGAUGCUCCCGCGGACAAGCUGGAAUUUUCCGAAGACUCUCCAAAUUCAGAACAGGACUUGGACAAGCUGGGGGCUAAAUCGCCCCCUCCUCCUCCCCCACCCCCAAGACGGAGUUACCUGCCCGGAUCGGGGCUCACCACCACGAGGUCCGGCGAUGUGGUCUACACCAGUAGGAAGGAGAACACCGUUGCUAAGGCGAGCAGUGAAGAUGCUGGACCAAGUUCACAGGCUCGAGCCACAAAAUGUCCAGCAGAGGAGCCUGCAUCAGCCUGGACUCCACCCCCACCACCAGUUAUAGCCUCCUCCUCAAAGGAUGAAGAGGAGGAGGAAGAAGGAGACAAAAUAAUGGCAGAACUCCAGGCAUUCCAGAAGUGUUCCUUUAUGGAUGUAAAUGCAAACAGUCAUGCUGAGCAGUCCCGGGCUGAUAGUCAAGUUAAAGACUCUAGGCCGGGGGCCACGGUCCCACCCAAGGAGAAGAAGAAUUUGGAAUUUUUCCAUGAAGACAUACGGAAAUCUGAUGUUGAAUAUGAAAAUGGCCCCCCUAUGGAAUCCCGAAAGGUCACUGCAGGAGCUCUAACACCUAAUGACCAUCCCAAGUGGGAGACAGGAAUGGAGAAUAGUAUUUCUGAGGCUUUAAGAACAUCUGAAUAUAAAACUGACACGUUCAUGAAGGAAAAUUCCAUAUCCACUAAGAGUGCACUUAGAGACAGUAGAAACUCUUCCCAGAAAAAUGUGUCUAAGGUCCACUCCUGUUUCUCUGGCAUUAGUUCCUUAGAAGAUGAAAUAAAUAAAGGACCUAAAUUCUCGGGACUACAGUACACUGUAUCUGACCCUGAGAAUCAGAAGAUGAGUUAUGGAAAGAUGAAGGAGAUGAGUCACCAAGGACAAGAAAAUACAGAUAAAAGCCACCUUCUCUCUCCCACUACAUCAAGUGAACUGAGUGCUUGUCAUUUCAGAACUCCAGACCAAGAGGUUCCCAUGACAGAGUUGGGCCACGUUGUUCUGAGACCCAACGGAGCUAGGCAUGCUAAUGUGAACCCCAGUGAGGAUGGAGGAUCAACACCGAGUUCUCCCACAGGAGAAAAUGCAGCCACUGACAACAUUGCCUUUAUGAUUACCAAAACUGCGGUCCAGGUCCUCUCCAGUGGGGAGGUCCGCGAUAUCGUGAGCAAAAAGGGAGAGGACGUACAGACAGUUAAUAUUGAUGCUAAAAAAGAGACAGCCUCUCAGCCAGAAGGGACUGAAAACGAAGAGCCCGUUGUAUGCCUGGACAAGAAACCAGUUAUUAUCAUUUUUGACGAACCCAUGGACAUCCGGUCUGCAUAUAAGAGACUUUCAACCAUAUUUGAGGAAUGCGAUGAGGAAUUAGAGAGAAUGAUGACUGAAGAAAAGAUAGAGGAGGAGGAAGAGGAGGAAAAUGGAGAUCCUGGGGUCCAGAAUAACAUUUCCCACGAGUUGCCCAAGAAAAGUGCAUUGGGCAGCCCAGGGUUAGGACAGCAGGCCGAGAGUCAAAUACAGCCACACCUCCCUUCUACAGAGACUGGAGCAGCAGGAGGCCAUGCAAUAAAUGAAACUAAACUGAGCAAGUUCAGCCAAGCGGAUGUCCCAAGUUCAGAAAGCAAGUGUGAUGUGACAGAUGACCAAUUUGAAAGCCCCAAGAAAAGGUUUAAAUUCAAGUUCCCUAAGAAGCAGCUUGCAGCUCUCACUCAGGCCAUCCGCACGGGCACCAAGACAGGGAGGAAGACUUUGCAGGUGGUGGUCUACGAAGAGGAGGAAGAGGACGGCACUUUGAAGCAGCACAAAGAAGCCAAGCGAUUCGAAAUUACCAGGUCUCAACCUGAAGAGCCCCCAAAAAAUACGCUUAGGAGAGAAGAGCAGCCCAGUCUGGAGAGCACAUCUCUGAUUUCAAGAACUGAUGAAAUUAGGAAAAAUACCUACCGAACAUUGGACAGCCUGGAGCAGACCAUCAAGCAGCUUGAAACCACCAUCAGUGAAAUGAGUCCAAAAGGCCUAGCUGAUACCUCAGGCUCUUUCAACAGAGAUUCUGUUGCCAGCCCGCCCCAUGUAGCCCAGGAGGCCUCUCCCCGAUCCUUGCUAGUCCUGGACGAAGCUCCCACUGCCCCAGAGCCCCCCUCAUCAAUACCGUCAGCUACACAUAAGGGCCCCGGGGGGACCCCACAGACGAGCAGGAUGCCAGUCCCCAUGAGCUCCAAGAGCAGACCUGGAAGCCUGGACAAACCUGGCAAGCAGUCCAAACUGCAGGAUCCCCGCCAAUAUCGUCAGGCUAAUGGAAGUGCUAAGAAAGCUGGUGGGGACUGUAAGCCUACUUUCCCCUCCUUACCUGCUUCUAAGAUUCCAGCCCUUUCUCCCAGCUCUGGGAAAAGCAGUUCUCUGCCCUCUUCUAGUGGUGACGGCUCUAACUUCCCUAAUCCACCUGCUACUAAACCGUCGGUCACUUCUAAUCCUCUCAGCCCCCAAACAGGACGAUCUGCUCCCUCUGCCUCCCUCAUCCCCUCUGUCUCUAAUGGCUCUUUAAAGUUUCAGAGCCCCACUCACACAGGUAAAGGUCACCACCUUUCAUUCUCACUGCAGACUCCAAACGGCCGAGCGGCCCCUCCCUCCUCCUCCUGCCCACCCUCCCCUGCCUCCCCCACGUCCCUGAAUCAAGGUGCAAAGAGCGUCAGGACCAUCCACACUCCUGGCCUCACCAGCUACAAGGCACAGAAUGGAAGUCCGAGCAAAGCCGCCCCUCCCACAGCAAAGGAAACCUCUUAAAGGCCAAAUCCUAUUAGGCACAAGUUGGAGUUACAUUUUAAAACAAAAAUUCUUAAGUCUUCAACAACAGUUUUCACAAGAGAAUGUAACAUAUUGCUAUACUGUUUGAGGCUUAACGCUAAGUAUGUGCUAAAUACUGAAGAAUAGAUUCAGUAAAGCUUGUUUGUUUUUUCACCUUGAUGUUGUAAAAUUACAUGGUGUUUACUGUCUAUAUUCAAUACCUGUUAGGUGAAGUAAGCAUGUGUUACGAAAAGAGGAUGGGAAGAAGAAAGCGUGCGUAAGAGACAGAAAAAAAUGUAUUCAGCAUGUAAAACAUGUAUGAUUCCAGAAUUUUAGUAUGUUUUGUAUAAAAAUAUUUUUCAUUACAGAGAUUAGAAGUGAACAGAGAAAUGCACAAGUGUGACUAUACAAAUUGUAAAGCAGAUACUAUAGUAUUUCUUUUUAUUUUAGUGUUAUUCAGCUUUAUUACAGAUUUCUAUUUUUGUCAAAACUUCAUGGUUCCUUUUGAGAUCUUUUCUGCCAAAACAUUUUGAUACUAUAGCAUUGUACAUUUGAAAGUAGCAUGCUAGACAGUAAGUCAGUGAACUUCUACACAAGCCAACAUGCAGAGGCAUAUGUAGAAGGCAAUUUACCAAACCUAUUGCACUGCCAUGAAAAUGAUGUAUAAUAAUUUGCCAGCCCAAGCAAGCCACUUUUCUUUGCUUUUUGUUCUUUCUUUCUUUUUCCUUUUUAACAUAUUGGGAUUCUCUAGUUGUUUUCUUUGCAGUAUCUAGACCCUUCCUUUGUUUCUGAUACCUGGUAACCCACACUAUUGCAUUGUGGAUUUUCAAAUGUACACUUCUGUACGGUUCUGUAAACUGAUAAACUUUUGUAAAUAUAUAAAUAGACAUAAAAAAUACUGUAUGUGACAGCACACAGAGUAGUUUUCCCACACCAAAGUUAAUUUUUAUGCAUGCUUUAAAAAUAUAUAUUGGGAUGGGCAGAAAUGGGACUCCCCAUACAAUUUUAAAAAGUAACAAGUUUGCACAGCUAGAGUGUUUUUGUAAAUAAAUGUAUUUGUAUAACACAGUCAUGUAAUAUACAGAACUAUAAGCAGAGACUUUGCAAAACUAAAUAAAGGGAUGCAUGCUUAUUA